Molecule: messenger RNA, 517 nt
Organism: Bipolaris sorokiniana ND90Pr
Lineage: Eukaryota; Fungi; Ascomycota; Dothideomycetes; Pleosporales; Pleosporaceae
Exons: 1
Coding region: 130-390 (86 amino acids)
Source: RefSeq, a predicted model, not a curated record
UGACACUGCACCCGUUCAAGUCACGCCUCUCCUGGGGCGUCCGUCGUAUCCCUUCCGCAUGGCCUAGCCGCAGCUAACGACGCUUGUCCUAUUCUUACCCCCGGCAUCAGUCAUGCGAGCCCGCCGGGGAUGCGCAGUUGGAGGCAAAGAGCUCUCUAUGAGCCCGAGUGGGCCAUGGAUGACUGUUACAGUCUCCCCUUGUCCUCGACGUUGACCUCUCUUAUCUUUCUGUCCUCGUGCUCUCUAUUCCUUUCCACGUUUUGCAACAAUUGCUGUGCUUCGUUUUGCUACCGUAAAGCACCUCUCGCGUCUUAUCAGCAGCCCAUCGGAUCUAACAACGUCACCGCGCCGAGCACUGGAACGCCGACUUGUAACGGACGACUUCAUUAGGCGAGUCGCGAGAGUUUAGAGUUGCAUGUUCUCCUGGGCCUUUGUGAUUACUCGUCGCUGGUUGCCUCUGCGCUGAAUCCAGCCUCUGACCAUUUCUCCCCCACUGCCGAGGCGCGAACAAGAGCGC